AUGUUAUCCCUACUGAAGAGACCUUGCAAACCGCUAAAGUUGGUCCAGUCUAGAUUAUUCGCCACAACUAAAAUCGGUUGUGGAAUGAGAGUCGGCAAUCAGUUUAAAGGUGCGGAUUUGGGACAUCAUCUUAAUGAUUACGAUUUAUUUGCCACAGCAAAAAGACCAGGGAGCAACAUAGAAAUGGUUUCGCCGGGGGCAAUUGUGUUUUCAAACAUGAAAGUUGUGCGUUCGCCAAAUAAGCAAAAGGAGCCAAUUGGUACCCUUUUACUCAACGAUCAGAUUUUCGAAGUAAACUUCAAGAGCUGCAAACUUGGGCACAACAACAACGUUUUUAACAUGGAUCAUAAGUUCUUGGAUUUGCUCCGGGCAUUGUAUCCAAAGCCGGAAUUAAUAGUACUUGGAUUAGGAAAGCAAACCAGAAUGAUCUCUAAAAGUACACGAGAGGGGUUUAAUAAGCUUGGAAUUCGUUUGGAGAUAAGCGAUACGGAGCAUGCAGCAAUGAACUACGAUAUGCUAGCAACAGAGAGAACGCCAGCACUAGUUGGGGCACUAUUACUUCCUUCUAACUGGUAA
This is a messenger RNA of Brettanomyces bruxellensis, 576 nucleotides long. RefSeq lists its product as uncharacterized. Lineage: Eukaryota; Fungi; Ascomycota; Pichiomycetes; Pichiales; Pichiaceae. Gene Ontology annotation, cellular component: mitochondrial inner membrane. The record is from RefSeq and is a predicted model, not a curated record. The coding region runs from base 1 to 576 and encodes 191 amino acids. Gene Ontology annotation, biological process: mitochondrial respiratory chain complex I assembly. The transcript has a single exon.